Messenger RNA from Anastrepha ludens (Mexican fruit fly), 6024 nucleotides. Its product is annotated as atrial natriuretic peptide receptor 1. The transcript has 9 exons. Gene Ontology annotation, molecular function: peptide receptor activity; guanylate cyclase activity; ATP binding. The coding region runs from base 576 to 5090 and encodes 1504 amino acids. Gene Ontology annotation, cellular component: membrane. Gene Ontology annotation, biological process: protein phosphorylation; intracellular signal transduction; receptor guanylyl cyclase signaling pathway. The record is from RefSeq and is a predicted model, not a curated record. NCBI's taxonomy places the organism in Eukaryota, Metazoa, Arthropoda, Insecta, Diptera, Tephritidae.
CCGAUCAGUACUAUUUGAAUUGUGUUGGUAGACGAAUGUUUAUCGUCUUGGUCGCGUCGAUUGUUGGUACGAACGCGCGCGCAAGAUCGACGCACAAUCGGCGACGCGUGCGAGGUUGACGAAGUACAAAUAAAGUUGCGGAACGCGAUCUUUGGUGACCUCGUUGUCGGCAUCGAUACUUUUUAGUCGUCAAAAUCGAAGUCAUUUGAAAGCUAAUUUUGCCAUUAUUGCAGUGCAAUAUUUUGAUUUGAUUAAUUAAUCAACUCUGUGAUGUUUUAUGUAAACAAAUAUCUCAAUAGAAUAUAAAUGACAUAAAAAGUCUACGCUUUCGUAGAAAUGAGUAAUAUCGUAGCAGAAAUGUGAAACAUCGUAAACUUGGAAAAAUCGUUAAGCCCCUAAAAAGUGUAAACCAAGUGUAAUACCAAAAACCUAAAAUAUGCAUAUCAGUUUGCUUAUACAUAGAGUGAAAACGUUAAAGAAUCCCAACAAUUAAUGACAAAUCGUCAAAAGUCUUGUCCAACUACCCGCCCAUUAGCGGUAAAAUGCUCUAAUCACACGACCUUCAUCACAACGCUAUGGGAAGCGCAGGUGGUAUUAUGAAGCGCCAUCUGUGGUAUUUAGUCACUCAUACGCUGCUGCUGUUCCACCUAAUCGCUGCCACCAACACUAGCGCAAGCCAAUUGACGGCGCCAGUAUUGUCGGGACCCGCACUACUACCCACCCAGAUUGCCAACCGCACAUUGCCCUUUGUUGCGAAAGGUGUUAGGAGCGAACUUAUACAAAAUUUUAUAGCGCCACGUCGCAAUGACACCGCUAACUAUGCUCAGUAUCACAUCAUAAUGUUGGCCAUGAUGCCAACCACUGAACCGGAUAGAAAUAAUGAUUGCUUCAUGGCGAAAAUGUUGCCCGCACUCGAGCUGGGUUUUGAUGUCGUGCAGAAGAUUGGCUUUCAUAACGCUUACAUCGAUUUUACACUCAUUGCACGCGACUCCUUUUGUUCAUCCAUCUAUGGGCCCAUCGGCUUCUAUGAGGUUUUCUUGCGACAACCGGAUUUAAAUGCCAUUUUCGGUCUGCCAUGUGAAUAUGUAUUGGCACCGAUCUCACGCUAUGCUGGCGCCUAUAACAUCCCAGUUAUAACAACUGGUGGCAGUGCUUCAGCAUUUGGCAAGAAAGCUGGCAAUUUUCCAACCCUAACACGUUUGCGUGGCACACAAGGCAACAAUUUGGGCAAUGCGGUUUUUGCGAUCAUCAGUGAGUUCAAUUGGACACGCACGGCGCUAAUCUAUGAGUCGGACAGUAUCGAUGACAAAGGAUAUUCUGUGUGUUUUUUCUGUUCAUACGUGAUUCACGAUAAGCUGGGAACACGUUCGAUCAUGCAGCAGGGAUUCGAUAGGAAUACUUGGAAUGGCACGAAGAUCAUCAACAUGCUGAAGAAAUUGUCUAAGGAGGUCCGAAUUGUCAUUAUGUGUGCGGAACCGGAGAACAUUCGUCGAAUUAUGCUGACCGCUGAGGAGCUGAAUAUGGUUGAUAGCGGCGAAUAUGUAUUUAUUAAUAUUGAAAUGUUUUCGCGCGCCUCUCACCUCACGUGGAAGCCUUGGUAUGAUAAAAAUGAUACAGAAGAAAAUAAUGAACGCGCUCGGAAGGCCUAUACAGCAAUAUUGACUUUAACGCCGAAGCAACCCAAUGAUGAAGAUUACAUAAAAGUUUCAAACAAGAUCAAAGUCAUCGCCGCCGAAAAAUACAAUUACACAUUCCAAGAAAAUGAGGACAUAUCUGCUUUUGUGACAUCCUUCUUUGACGGAGUAUUGCUUUAUGCCAAAGCGCUCAAUGAUAGUAUCCGGGAAGAUCCGACUGUGUUGACACGGCCUAUAAACGGCACGGAUAUGGUGCGCCGCAUGUGGGGUCGCAGCUUCAAAGGUAUUACCGGUAAUGUAACUAUCGAUGCCAAUGGAGAUCGCAUCUCAGCUUACUCGCUAUUGGAUAUGAAUCCCGAUACGGGACAAUUUGAAAUCGUUGCCGACUUCAUGCACAAUCGUUUGGACUUUGUGCCGGGCAAAGAGAUUCAUUGGGCAGGUGGUCGCAAGGAGCCACCACCUAGCACGCCGAUAUGCGGUUAUGAUGGCUCACUAUGUCCAGAUAAUUCACUACCCGGAUACGCAAUACUCUCUAUCAUACUCGGUGUUGUAGUUGUGCUAAUGACCGUCUGUUUCUUCUUCGGUUAUCGCCACUACAAAUCAGAAGCCGAGAUUAAUUCCAUGACAUGGAAGGUUUCAAUUAGUGACUUAGUAUGUCCCGACUUGGGUGGACGCGGCAUACGUGGAUCUUUCCAUUCGCUGGUGCGACAAAACUCUCAAUUAACGCUUAUGUCCGAGGAUCUGCGCUCAUUGUGCGGUGAUCGUCAAAUUUUCAUACCAGUGGGUAUGUAUCGUGGUUGUGAAGUAGCAAUUAAGGCCAUCGAAAAUCGACAAAUCAAUUUGACACGCUCGCUAAUGUUGGAACUGAAGAGUAUGAAGGAUCUGCAACACGACCACUUGGUGAAGUUCUAUGGUGCGUGUUUGGAGCCACCGAAGCGUUUUCUACUCACCGAAUAUUGUCCGAAGGGUUCACUACAGGACAUACUGGAGAAUGAGCAAUUCCAGCUGGACUGGAUGAUUAAGUUGUCGCUAAUGCACGAUAUUGUGCGCGGCAUGCAUUUUCUACACAACUCAGUUAUACGAUCUCAUGGCAAUCUGAAGUCCUCCAAUUGUGUGGUGGACUCUCGGUUCGUUUUGAAAAUAACAGAUUUUGGCUUGCAUACGCUAAAACGCACACGACCCGAAGCAUUGGAGAACGAUGUGGAGGAUUGCAAUAGUCAUGCGUAUUGGAGUAAACUGCUUUGGACAGCACCUGAGUUGUUGAAAAUGGAAAACAAUCGCCCACCAGAGGGCACACAAAAGGGUGAUGUUUAUUCAUUUGGCAUAAUUGUGCACGAAAUCAGUACAAGACAAGGACCAUUUUACCUGGGCAAGACUGAAAUAGAAAAAUCACCCAAAGAAAUUAUUCAACUAGUCAAAUGUUAUCCAGAACUAACAUCCAUACCAUUUCGUCCCUACAUCGAUGACCACGAUGGAUAUCUUGAUAUUAACAACCUCAUGGUUAAAUGUUGGUCCGAGGAUCCUAUAGAUCGUCCCGACUUCAAUGCACUCAAAUCAAUCAUACGUCGUAUAAAUAAGGACAACGAGACUGGCAAUAUUGUCGAUAAUCUACUCAAGCGUAUGGAAUUGUACGCGAAUAAUCUAGAGGAGCUCGUCGAAGAACGCACACAAGACUACAUUGAAGAGAAGAAGAAAUGUGAAAAGCUGCUAUACCAACUCUUGCCGCAGAGCGUUGCAGCGCAGUUGAUAAGCGGCCAACCAGUGGUGGCUGAAACUUUCGAUCAAGUCACCAUUUACUUUAGUGAUAUUGUUGGCUUCACCGCCAUCUCUGCGGAGAGCACACCUAUGCAGGUGGUGCAAUUUCUCAAUGACCUCUACACCUGCUUCGAUUCCAUCGUCGAAAAUUUCGAUGUUUAUAAAGUAGAAACAAUUGGUGAUGCUUACAUGGUUGUGUCUGGCCUGCCUAUACGUAAUGGCAGCCAGCAUGCACGCGAGAUUGCGCGUCUAGCAUUGGCGUUGCUAGGUGCAGUGCACAAAUUCAGAAUACACCAUCGACCGCAAGACCAACUGAAGUUGCGUAUCGGCCUACAUACCGGCGCUUGCGUUGCGGGUGUUGUCGGCCUUAAAAUGCCACGCUAUUGUCUCUUUGGCGAUACAGUGAAUACGGCGUCACGUAUGGAAUCGAAUGGUGAAGCGCUGCGUAUACAUAUUAGUGAAAAUACCAAGAAGGCGCUCGACGAGUUCGGCACGUUCGUUACCACACAACGUGGCUAUGUGCCCAUGAAGGGCAAGGGUGAAAUGCUCACCUAUUGGCUGGAAGGGGAAGUACCAAAGCCAGAAUCACCUUCGGUGCCCUCGCAACAAUUGCUGAAUUCGAGGCGCUGUUCACUGAAGCAUCCGCCCCAACGCCAUGGUGUUAUACUGCAAAAACAGCAUUCAGAGAUCUCACAAAACUCACAAACAUCGCCACCUGUGAUAACUGAGCAAAGCAAUUCAGUUACAACGCCGACCUUGCGCGUUAAGCGUAAAAUAUCCUCAUCAUCACCGAAAUUGAAUGGCAACGAAUUUAAGCCGGAAGACUUCAAUUACUACCUGGACAACACUAAACAAUACGGUAAGGAUCAUAAUUUGGCUAUCUGCAAGUCGCCUGGACUGGCUGGAGACAUCUACAGCAGCAGUUCAUUGCAUGAACCGCGCAAAGAGAGCCACAACGAAUUGGCCAACUUACGGCUACCGCUAUCUGGCGCGCUAAAGAAUCACAAUAACAAUCUAACAAAUCAUCACCGCAACAGCUAUACACACUUGCUGCAAUCCAACUCGAAUUCCAAUCUAAGUGGCGUGCUUCAACCUACUGUAUCGGCGGCGCCACGCAUACGUAUGAAACCCUCACCGACAAUUUCGACAUUAGUUUCAAGUGCGCGCCCCGACAAUGGCAGCCUACAGAGUGGCUUACGCAUCAAAUUUCAAGUAGCCAAUGAUGAUGGUGAUCAUGAAGAUGACGCCGUCAAUGACACCUGUGAAACGAAUGCUUCAGCCCAACUCUUACAACAACGACCCAUAUCAGGCACAGGGUCGGAUAUGUGCAACCUUUGCAGUAAUGCCGACGAUGAAGACGACCUACCCUUAAACAAUCAUCUGAAUAGUAGUAAGGCGCAUUUGUUGGAAGGCAGCAAAGUGAAUAAUAUUGCUAUAACUAGAAGUGGCUGUGCCGGCAGCGAUGGGAAUAGUGCAUCCCAUAGCAACAACAACAGCUACAGCAACAUUGUAAAAGCGAAUAAUGCGAAAAAUUUGCAUCUUAUAGGCAAAGCUGCAGCGCCUAUGGAUAAUCGAGGGAAUGGCGCGACUGUGGGCGGUGUGAGUGUGGGAACAGGUGGAGGCAGCAGCAACGCUGUGGCAGUAACGCCAUCUUCAGUGGGAACUGCGACACAGCCGUUGCUAGGCAAAAUUAAUUCAUAAUUUAGUAUGGAUUUUUAUUUUAGAUUUUAAAAUAGGUAAAAUAGGUAAAAUGGAAACAAAUUUUUUCUUUUCUGUUGCAAAGCAAAUGCGGAAUUGAGGUGGAACAUUUGUACGCUUACGCAGUGAACUGUACACGUACAAUUAUUGUAACGAGAGUAACUGUUAGGGUAACUGCUUUUAUUGAAAGGAAACUGCGGAGUAGCUUAAAUAAUUGGGUAACAAUCAAAAUGAAAGCAAGAAAAUUACGAAGAUAUUUAAAAAAGUUAAACUACAUAUUUUGGAUUUUUCAUGAAAAAAAAUAUACGAAAAUUUUACAAACAAAAAAUACUGAUUUGUACGCGCAUAUGCAUGUGUUAUGGAUUUAAUGAUAGGUAGAUUUAAAAUGCGCGUACACACAAAUAUAUUAAGCAGUAAGUCUAUACAUCUACAUAGUUUUAAACCAUAAGUAAAUAGUUACAAAAAUUAAAGCUUCACAAAUACUUGUACUCAGUACUGUCUUAAAAAUAAAACUGGUUGGAAAAAUUACUCAUGGGUAAAAUAAAUUAGUGAUGCAUAACAGAAAUUUCUCCCAGUUCAAUGUUAAAUUAUUGUAGUUGUAGCAAUAUGCAAAAUGUAGGCAACAAAUUUUAACUAUUGCUAAAAAAUGAAUUUUAAUUAAUUAACUGUAAAUGCAUUUUCUUAAUAAAUGAUCAUCACAAAUAGUUUGUAAGUUAUAUGAUUUGCUUGUGUGCUAAGCUUCACUGAAUGUAUACAUAUGGUUUAGUAUUUCUUUAAAAUUAUCCUUCCCCAGUGGCUGUUCUCAAAACUUUAACAAAUUAUUUUGAUGUGUAAAAAAAUUUUUUUUAAGCUGUAUUUAUUUUUUUAUUUUUACUUAACUAUCGUAUAGUCUAAUUAGAAAAAUAAUUAAAUUAUUGUAAAAAAACUGUAGAUUAAA